Messenger RNA from Prorocentrum cordatum, 399 nucleotides. Lineage: Eukaryota; Dinophyceae; Prorocentrales; Prorocentraceae. The record is from the annotation of a GenBank genome assembly.
GACCUGGAGACGGACGCCGGCCUCCGCAGCGCUGGCGACGGCGCCACGACGACGGAGGCCAACAUCGGCGCCAUACAGCGGCGUGUGCAGCUGAGGGUGGCUCCGCGCCACGAGCAGGCCGCGCGCCGCGCGCCCCCGUCCUUCCUGCAGCAGGGCAGCAGGUCCGCCAGCCUCCGCAGUACCUCGUCGAGCCUGCUGCAGGCGGAGGAGCUCCUGCGCGACGCGGGCAUCAAGCUCAAGACCGCCGCGCUGACCGCCGUGGCGGCCAGCCUCAGGAAGGACCCCUUUGCGAAGGUGAAGACCAUGAUCCAGGACCUGAUCGUGCGCCUCCUCGACGAGGCCAAGAAGGAGGCGACCAAGCAGGGCUUCUGCGACACGGAGCUCGGGAAGGCGUACAAG